Messenger RNA from Coffea eugenioides, 291 nucleotides. Its product is annotated as em-like protein GEA6. Gene Ontology annotation, biological process: response to abscisic acid. The record is from RefSeq and is a predicted model, not a curated record. NCBI's taxonomy places the organism in Eukaryota, Viridiplantae, Streptophyta, Magnoliopsida, Gentianales, Rubiaceae. Gene Ontology annotation, cellular component: cytosol.
AUGUCUACUGAACAAGAAAGAGCUGAACUGGAUGCCAGGGCAAGGCAAGGGGAGACGGUUGUUCCGGAUGGCACGGGAGGUAAAAGCCUGAAGGCUCAAGAGCACCUUGCUAAAGGGAGGAGCCGAGGGGGACAGACGAGGAGGGAUUGGGAACAGCUGUGAACUGAAGAAUACCAAGAGAUGGGGCGUAAGGGUGUUAAGCCUGGCGGAGAGCAUGCUGCCGAGGAAGGAAUCCCUGUCGAGGAGUCCAAGUUUACUUUACGACCAGAAGUUGAAAAAGAUAACAAGUGA